AUGUUACCCUUUGUCAAAAACUCAGUAAGCCAUCUCCAAGUUCAAAGCUUUCAGCAAGCCGUGGCAAGGCAGAGCCACCAGAAAUGGACACCUAACUUUCAUGACCAAUACAGAAAUGCUAUGUUAGCAGGUGGAGUCCUCUUCUGUGUUUCUACAUGGACAUAUACAGCAACACAAAUUGGCAUAGAAUGGAACCUGUCUCCUGUUGGCAGAGUCACCCAAAAGGAAUGGAGAGAUCAGUAG
Onychomys torridus (southern grasshopper mouse) is the source of this 243-nucleotide messenger RNA. Its product is annotated as cytochrome c oxidase subunit 7B, mitochondrial-like. Gene Ontology annotation, biological process: mitochondrial electron transport, cytochrome c to oxygen. Bases 1 to 243 code for a protein of 80 amino acids. The record is from RefSeq and is a predicted model, not a curated record. The transcript has a single exon. NCBI's taxonomy places the organism in Eukaryota, Metazoa, Chordata, Mammalia, Rodentia, Cricetidae.